AUGCCACCUCCGCCACACACCCGCCCUGAGAAUGUCCUCAAACGCGCGCAGGAACUCAUCGCGGUGGACCAGAAGCAGGCCGCUCUGUCCAUCAUGCAUGAGCAUGUCACCUCGAAGCGCACGCGUAAUAGCACUACCACCGCUCUCGAGCCCGUGAUGCUCCUCUUCGUCGAGCUCUGUGUCGAGCUGCGGAAGGGCAAGUCCGCUAAGGAUGGUCUAUACAACUACAAAAACACCAGCCAAAACACCAACGUCGCUACCAUCGAGCUUGUYUUCAGUCACUUUAUUCAGCUCGCAGAGCAGCGGGUCAAGGAUGCACAGGCCAAGGCGGAUGAAGUCUCGGCUGAAGGCGCAGAUCCGGACGAUGCCUCACUCGCCAACGUCACAGAUUUGGAGGCCAUGGAGACGCCAGAGUCCAUCCUCCUCUCGACUGUAUCGGGCGAGCAAUCCAAAGACCGCACAGAUCGUGCUAUCGUCACACCAUGGCUCAAGUUUCUGUGGGAGACUUACCGCACCGUGUUGGAUAUUUUUAAGAACAACGCCCGUUUKGAGGUCAUGUACCAGACCACUGCGCACCAGGCCUUUCAGUUCUGUCAAAAGUACACCCGCAAGACCGAGUUCCGUCGUCUAUGCGAGCUGCUUCGCAACCAUUUGCAGAACGCUGCAAAAUAUUCGCAGCAGGUGCAUGCCAUCAAUCUGAGCGAUCCAGACACACUUCAGCGUCACCUCGACACACGCUUCAUGCAACUCAACGUUGCUGUCGAGCUGGAGCUAUGGCAGGAGGCUUUCAAGAGUGUUGAAGACAUCCACACUCUUCUCAACCUCUCCCGCCGGGCACCAAAGAACUCUAUGAUGGCCAACUACUACGAGAAGCUCACUCGCAUUUWUCUCGUCAGCGAGAACUACCUCUUUCACGCUGCUGCAUGGAGCCGAUACUACAGUCUGCUCACCGUGUCCGCUCGCCAGGUCGCUGCCGGCGCAACCAAAAAGGACAACCCAACCAACAUCUCCGAUGCCGAUCUUUCCAAGGCAGCCUCGUUUGUGUUGCUCUCUGCUCUCUCCAUCCCCGUCAUCAGCACAUCGCGUUCUCGUGGCGCGCUGAUCGAUGUAGACGCAGCACGAAACACUAAGAAUGCACGACUCACCAACCUGCUGGGUAUGAGCUCGGCGCCAUCCCGCUCCAUCCUCUUCAAGGAUGCGCUCAACAAGGACAUCCUACAGCGUGCCCGUCCGGAAAUUCGCAACCUCUACAACAUUCUCGAGACCGACUUCCACCCGCUGUCAAUCUGCCAAAAGGUGUCUCCUAUUUUGUCGCAGAUCGGUGCUGACGAGGAGAUGAGGAAAUACGUCCUGCCUCUCCAGCAGGUGCUGCUCACGCGCCUCUUCCAGCAAAUGUCUCAAGUAUACACUGACGUCAAGAUGGACGAUGUUCUUGCCCUAGCUCAAUUCCCCGAGCCAUUCCAGGUCUCCCGCGCCACGGUCGAGAAAUUCAUCAUGAACGGAUGCAAGAAGGGCGAUCUUUCCAUUCGCAUUGAUCACUCCACUGGCUUCCUGACCUUUGACUCGGAUGUCUUCUCCUCUGCAAAGGCCAUGCACCCAGGUUCCGGGGCCGGCUCAGCCGAGUCGGAUGCCAGCUCGGUUCAGCGCCUCCAGAGCACGCCUGCCGAGAUCGUUCGAUCUGUUCUGCCUCGGAUUGCAAAGUGCUUCUACAAGGUGGCCCAAGUCGUUGACCCAUCUUUCAACGAGGCCCGACAAAAGGCCAAGCAAGCUGCACUGCAGCGUGGCGAGGCCGGUGCUGCUGCUGAGCAUACCGAGCUCAUCGCUCGCCGCGAGACCAUCCAAAAGAAGAAGGAGUCUGCUGCCAAUGCCCUUCUCGCGAAGCAGCGUGAAGAAGAACAGAAGAAGAGGGCCCGUCAGCAAGAGCUGCAGGCAGCCGAGACUGAGCGCUUGGCCCAGGAGACCCGCGAUCGCGAAGAGCGCCGUAUCCAGGCUGAGCGCAAGAAGGUUCAGCGGGAGGAAGCUGCUAAGCAGCUCGAAGAGCUCAAGAAGGGCGUCAAGGGUGUUGACAUUUCCGGCUUGGACAUUGACGACCUCGACACUGGUCGCAUUCGCAUGCUCAAGCUUCAGGCCCUGGAGCGUGAGAAGAAUGAGAUUGGCGAAAAGCUCCGCGUCGCUGGCAAGAGAAUCGACCAUUUGGAGCGCGCCUACCGCAAGGAGGAGAUCAAGCAUCUUCCUGCUGAUUACGCUGCUCAGCGUGAGUUGGAUCUCAAGGCGUACGAGGAGAGUAAGGCGGAAACACUCAACACUGCCGAGCUGAAGCACAAGGAAGAAGUGGCCCUGAAACACCGUCUCAGCCGACUCGYAUCUCCAUACGAGAAGUUCAAGCGCGACAUCACCGAACAACGCCACGCCGAUUUCGAGAAGCGUCGCAAGGCUGCUGAACGUGAGCUCAACGCACAAAUGGACAAGCGCCGCCGCGAGGUACGCGAGAGGAAAGCGGCCGAGAAGCGUCGUCUGGAGGAAGAGGAGCGCAUGCAGCGUGAGGAGGAAGAGCGGAUGCGGAUUGAGGAGGAAGAGGCUGCACGUGUCGCAGAGGAGAAGGCAGUCAAGGAUGCUGCUGCCAAGGCUGAGCGACRGCAGCGCGCAGCGGAGCGUGAGGAGGCUGCUAGGAGACAAAUGGAACGUGAAGAGGAAGCAGAGCGAAGACGCUUGGAGAGGAAGCAAGGCGCAUCUGCGGCCCCACCACGGUCAUUUGAGAGGCCCAUCGAGCGUCAACCCGAAGCCGCGGCUGCUCCCAGCGAGCGUCCUCGUCUCAACCUUGCCGGUGCUGGGGGCAAGCCAACGUGGCGCGAGCGCGAAGCUGCCAAAGCUCGCGGUGAAACGCUUCCUGGCGACGCAGCAGCAMCUGCUGCCCCAGCUGCCCCUGUUGCCCCUGUUGCCGCGCCUGAAGAGCCCAAGCGAGGAGGGUAUGUUCCACCGGCGUUGCGUAAGGCUGCGGCGGAAGGCUCGACUCCACCGCCGCCAGCUGGCGGUGCCUAUCGUCCUCCAGGUGCAAGCGGUGCGGGUGGUGCGAGCGGCGGUGCCUACCGUCCACCUGGUCGUAGGUAG
Ramularia collo-cygni is the source of this 3108-nucleotide messenger RNA. Its product is annotated as probable Eukaryotic translation initiation factor 3 subunit A. The coding region runs from base 1 to 3108 and encodes 1035 amino acids. The record is from RefSeq and is a predicted model, not a curated record. Gene Ontology annotation, molecular function: mRNA binding; translation initiation factor activity. Gene Ontology annotation, cellular component: eukaryotic translation initiation factor 3 complex, eIF3e; eukaryotic translation initiation factor 3 complex, eIF3m; multi-eIF complex. Gene Ontology annotation, biological process: formation of cytoplasmic translation initiation complex; translation reinitiation. Lineage: Eukaryota; Fungi; Ascomycota; Dothideomycetes; Mycosphaerellales; Mycosphaerellaceae. The transcript has a single exon.